Molecule: messenger RNA, 6908 nt
Organism: Oncorhynchus nerka (sockeye salmon)
Lineage: Eukaryota; Metazoa; Chordata; Actinopteri; Salmoniformes; Salmonidae
Product: forkhead box protein P1-B-like
Biological process (GO): regulation of transcription by RNA polymerase II
Cellular component (GO): nucleus
Molecular function (GO): RNA polymerase II cis-regulatory region sequence-specific DNA binding; DNA-binding transcription repressor activity, RNA polymerase II-specific
Source: RefSeq, a predicted model, not a curated record
GCUUUUGUUGUGUUUAGACCACAUACCUCCAGUUCCUCUGAACACUGCAGUCAGGGAUCUCUUCAGCUCUCUCACACUACAACUACUGCUUUUACUGCUACUAGCACUGACAGGCUUUUCUUCUGUUUGAGAAGUGGAUUGUAGAAGUCUUGUUAAACCUUGGGGAAUCUACAUUCAUGUUUCAGUAAUGUAAUGAAACUCAGGCUCACGGUUCAUGGGGCAAGGAGGCUGAAGUCACUACGCUGGAACUGAAGAUUGCUUUAAACGAGCAAGUCAUUGUAGAAGGUUUUUAAGUCAUGAUGCAACAAUCUGGGACCGAGGCGACAAGCAAUGGUUCAGCCAGUCAGAACAGAGCAGCGAGCGUGGAGGACGGGUCCAGGGACGCGAGGCCCAAGAGCGCCACGUCAGUGGACGUCAUGGCAGCUGACCUGAUCCAUCUCCAGCAGCAGCAGGCUCUUCAAGUGGCUCGGCAGAUCCUUCUACAGCAACAACAGCAACAGCAACAUCAACAACAACAACAACAACAGCAGCUGCAGCUUCAGCAAGGCACCGAUCUAAAAUCCCCCAAAGACAAUGAGAAUCAGCCAAGCCUACAGGUUCCAGUGUCAGUGGCUAUGAUGACACCCCAGGUAAUAACGCCUCAGCAGAUGCAGCAGAUCCUCCAGCAGCAGGUCCUGAGCCCUCAGCAGCUCCAGGUGCUCCUGCAGCAGCAACAGGCCCUCAUGUUACAACAGCAGCAACUCCAAGAGUUCUACAAGAAGCAGCAGGAACAGCUCCACCUCCAGCUCCUCCAGCAGCAACAUGCAGGCAAGCAGAGUAAAGAGCAGCAGCAGCAGGCCCAGCAGUUGGCCUUCCAGCAGCAGCUCAUGCAGGUCCAACAGCUCCAGCAGCAGCACCUGCUCAACCUCCAGAGACAAGGCCUGCUCACCAUCCAGCCUGGACAGACCGCCCUGCCCCUGCACUCGCUCACUCAGGGCAUAAAUCCAGCAGAGCUUCAGCAGCUGUGGAAGGAGGUGACGAACUUGAAGGAAGAGAACAGCAACAACGGCAACGGCCGCCGCGGCCUGGACCUGUCCUCGCCACAACUCCCCAAGAAGCCCCUCCUCAACCAACACGCCUCCACCAAUGGACAGUACAUGAGCCAUUCUCUGAAGAGAGAAGGAUCCACGCUAGACGACUACCAACACUCUCACCACAGUCACCCGCUUUAUGGGCACGGGGUUUGCAAGUGGCCUGGAUGCGAGGCGGUGUUUGAGGACUUCCAGUCAUUCCUGAAGCAUCUCAACAAUGAGCACGCCCUGGACGACAGGAGCACAGCCCAGUGUCGGGUACAAAUGCAGGUUGUACAGCAGCUGGAACUGCAGCUAGCGAAAGACAAAGAGCGUCUGCAAGCCAUGAUGACGCAUCUCCACGUCAAAUCCACGGAGCCCAAACCCACCCCACAGCCACUCAACCUGGUGUCCAGCGUCACCCUGUCCAAGACAGCCCCCCAUGAGGCCUCACCCCCCCUGAGCCUGCCCCAGACCCCCACCACCCCCACGGCCCUGACGCCCCUGUCCCAGGCCCACUCCGUCAUCACCCCCAACAGCAUCCACCACAGUGUGGGCCCCAUGCGCCGACGUUACUCUGAUAAGUACAACAUGCCAAUCUCCCCAGAUAUUGUCCAGAACAAAGAGUUCUACAUGAAUGCUGAAGUCAGACCUCCCUUCACGUAUGCCUCGUUAAUACGCCAGGGUAUCCUUGAAUCCCCGGAAAAGCAGCUAACACUAAAUGAAAUUUACAACUGGUUCACACGAAUGUUUGCAUAUUUCAGGCGCAAUGCUGCAACAUGGAAGAAUGCAGUCCGGCAUAAUCUUAGUCUUCACAAAUGUUUUGUGCGAGUAGAAAACGUUAAAGGGGCUGUGUGGACAGUGGAUGAACUAGAGUUCCAAAAGAGAAGGCCACAAAAGAUCACUGGAAGUCCAGCCUUAGUGAAGAACAUCCAGACCAGCUUGGGCUAUGGUCCGGCUCUCUCUGCAGCCUUCCAGGCUUCAAUGGCAGAAAACAAUAUACCUCUAUACACUACUGCUUCCAUUGGAAGUCCUACCCUCAACUCGCUGGCGAAUGCCAUCCGAGAGGAGAUGAUUGGAGCGAUGGACCAUGGAAACAGCAACGGCAGUGACAGCAGCCCAGGACGGUCUCCCUUGCCAGCUAUGCAUCACAUUAAAGAGGAACCGCUGGACCCGGAGGACCACGAAGGCCCCCUCUCCCUGGUGACGACGGCCAACCACAGUCCAGAUUUCGAUCACCACAGAGAUUACGAUGACGACCAGGGCCACGAUGACAUGCUGUAAGGUCGGGCCCCCAGGGGCCCCUCCCAGAGGCAGAACUAACCUUAGUCAUCUGUGAGACGCCACAACGUCACAGAUCAUACAGAUACAAGACUGCAGUCUCAGUCCUCUGAUGACAGCUAUCAAAUGUUUCCAAUUGACUUUUAGUGCCAUUAAAUACAUAGUGAAAAACACAAGAAAGAGAAUACAUCCCACUUGGGAGUAUUUUUGAUUUAUAUCUACUUUUUGGUUUAAGUGAACGAAAAUAAGAAAAAAGUAAUUUCUACUCUACAUGCGUUGGAUGGACAUGUUUGGUACUGGGGAUGACUUCUUGGUCAGCAUGCUGGCUUCAAAUCCAGGAUGGACUUGGACUUGCACUGUGCAGCCAGUAUGAACUUGGACCUGCACUGUGCAGCCAGUAUGGAUUGCAUACAGCCCACUCAACCACACUGAGCAUGGACUGCAGAGGGGUUCUCUCUCUCUCACACACACACACACACACAAACACACACACAUGCCCAUAAACUCAAGAGAUAUUGAAUGACGUUUAAUUUACUGUGUGUGUGUGUGUGUGUGUGUGUGUGUGUGUGUGUGUGUGUGUGUGUGUGUGUGUGUGUGUGUGUGUGUGUGUGUGUGUGUGUGUGUGUGUGUGUGUGUGUGUGUGUGUGUGCGCGUGCGUGCGUGCGUGUAGAUUUUGUUCAUGGUCACUGCCUUCAAAAUUUCAUUGGUUUGCUUCCAUCUAGGGUGGGAGGGAUGUUUUUUGGUGUGUUUUGAGGGUGAAGGGUUUAAAAUAUGUAUUUUCCAUUGUUUGUUGUUGUUGCAUUUGAUUUCUGUAACUGAUCAGACCUCAUGCCCAUGCUGUGGAGAUUCUGUAUGGUCAGCACUUAAUGAUGGAUGUUUAGGAUUUCCUUUCUUGUUGUUUCCUCUCUUUUUUUAACAUGAAGCAGAAUGUCAAAUACCAUGUAGUAUUUUUCUGUCAUUUGUUCCACAUGCUUCAGAAUGCCACCCCUCUAACAUGUAGUCCAUCCUCAUCGCAUCCCCCCAAGCUCAUCAAGUCCAUCCUCAUCGCAUCCCCCCAAGCUCAUCAAGUCCAUCCUCAUCGCAUCCCCCCAAGCUCAUCAAGUCAUCCACAAUGCACUACUCGUAAUGAAGGCUCUCUCCACGCAUCAAUGAAGUUUCAUUUAAGAUGGGAAUGAAUGACAGAGAAAUCAUGCAGGUUAUGAUUUAUCCUCAUUCAAUUAUAUUUUAAAACAGCCCUUCAGGGCAGUGCGUUAGCUGCAACCAAAUUUCUGAUCAUUCGCAAGCUCCCAGUUUAAGAAAGAAAAUCAAAUGUCAGGUGUGUAUUACAAAGAUAAUAUUUUAGACCAACUAAUUGUGAUUCCUGAACACAACUCUCAUUGUAGUUCAAACAUGUAUAGUUUUCCACACUGUAAUUUCAGUCAUGGAAGGAUUGUUUGGCCUUGCUUGAAGAUAUCAAAGUAAUUUUUUUUUACCAUAUGCAUGACCAGUUGGCUCUCAAAUUUGUUUGUGAUUAUUAAUAAUUACACACAUCAGAUGAAAUAUUCAUGUUCUUAAUUUAGGGAUAAUCCCAAAAACUGGCAAUAAGACCUGAUCAUUGCUUCAUUCCAGUAUUGGCAGACAUGUUAUGCCCCCAGAAACCCACACACCACAAGGUAACUGAUGAUCUGGGUACUGUUUGGGGUCAACAUCAGCAGAACCCAAUGACUAAGUCAGAGUAGUGAUGUAGACCCUGCAAUAGGGUGGAUGGGAUUGAUGCUGGGGCUGUGAGGCUGAAUACAAAUGGGCUUGAUCCUACUGUAGUGUUGGUUUAUGAUAUGAAACAGGCUCAUACAAAGACUCACAAACAUUACUUUUUAAAAACUGCAACCAACCACUUUGCAUUUUUUUUAUUUAUUAUUAUUUCUUUUUUUAUUUGUAACUUUUGAUUUUAGUUGUUGAUGUUUCUAAAAUCUUGUUCUGUGACUACCAAAGAUAAACUACAAAGUAAAAACAAUGUUCUCUGUUUCAUGCAAUAGCAGAUAAGGCCAAAUAUCCUCCAUUCUCUCCCAUUGGCUGUGAAAGGAUCUAAAGAUGGAGUAUAGUCUCAACUGUGUCAAUCCAAUAGCACAUUGAUUAGAGAGGACGCUCCUCAAGCUGUCUGACUGUCAUUAGCUUUAAAGCCAAAGGAGUCUCUUGUUGAGUGCAGUAGCUGCAGGAUUUUGCAGUGACCACAACUGAAAGGGAGAUGCAGAGAGUCAGACAAACAUUAUGACCAAAUUAGGGGAACAUAUUCUUUGGGCCAACGAGAGGAAAAGGCAUCACUCUGUCUAUCAGCAGCAGAUUGCUGUGCAACCUAGGGGGGUGAAAGGAGAUUAUGGUCCUAAUGAGGAUGGCAAUGAUUUCGCAGUAGACAGGAGAGCUUUGUAGAGAACAAUGUGAAAAGGAUUCUAUACUUCAACUGGACCACCCAAUGAUUAAAUAUUUUGUUUUAUUUUUUAUUCUUUAUGAAUUUGUAUCCUUUCCAAUGAUUGUAUGCCACUUUUGAGUGAGUCCUGCUAUCUUGACGGGAUUCUACUGUUCUUUGUUAACAUUGGUAAGGCUUUAUGAUUGUGUUUAGUUUCUGUCAACGUAUUACUUUUUAUAUUAAAAAACACUCCUGUCAACUAAUAAGCUGGGUACAGGGUACUUUAUGGCAGUUAUUUGAACAUUCCACCAUGCAUUUACUAUUACACAUGAAAAGGGCAGUCUGUGGUUUUCAGAAAAUGUAUUUAAUAUCCAUUAUCAUGCAGCUGUGGGAUGGGUCAGUAACAGCCGGACUGGGAUCGUGAGAACAACUUGAGCUCAUCCAAAUCUAGUCUUUUGCUGGUUUGCUUGGUAUUGUAGGGGGAGAUUUGAACAUUCUCAGUAUGUGUAGCUUGACAUUACUAAAGAUAACAGCCUGCGAAAACUGUAUGCAUACCUCAGUUCCAACCUAUAGGGAAUAAUUCAAUGAAAAGUGAAAAGAAAACUUUCACCCAGUUGUACUUUGUUCUAUGUCUUGCAUGUGUAGUCUAAAACUGGAGAGAGAGAUUGUUUUUGUAAAAAACACCCCCAAAAAGUAUAUGAAUAUAAAAUUAGACCUUGUUUAUCUUGAGGGUCUCACAAUCCAAACCUUAGGCCUUUUGUCAUUAAGAAAUCACCCAGCUUUAUUUGAUCCCAUUUUCCACAAUCUAUUGACAUUUGUUUGGUCAUGGGCUUUCCAACAGUAGGGUGGACGUACAUGUCAGUAUAGCCUUGUCUUUUUCUUGACAUUUUCUUUCCUUGUGUCUUUCAAAGAUCAAAAAUGCAUUUGUGUUACUCUUUUUGCUUUAUCACAACGGCUUUGUAUGAACUAUAAAAUAGCUAUGAAAACUGCUGUAUGUAUUGGAAUAGCAAACUGUGCUGCAAAUGUAUUUUACUUAGUAAUCCUUGCUUAAAAAGUCAUACAUGCAGACAUCUGUGUGAGAUGGGCGGGGCAGGGUUGGGGAUUAUCCCAGAUUUUGGAUUUUAAACUGUAAAAUAGAAAACAGACUUUUCUCUGUUAUCAUUGACCUAAGGAUUUUGUACAGAUUGUUUUCUUCCGUGUGUUAAGCUGUUUUUGAUACUUCCUUUUGAUGGUCUAACCACUGCCUUCUGUGGCUAUAAACAUUAGUGCUCGGAGAAAUGGCAGACAGGUAUAUUUCCUCUACAAGACGGAGAUAUCUUGCAUGACUAAUUCCAGGGUCACAGAGAUGAAAAAGAAUGGUUAAGUGGUCAGUAAUAAUAUAAGGGUGUAUCAAUCUAAUGAUAUUUUAUCUGAAACAAAUAGGGAAAAGAGGAUAAAUAUGCAGUGCCAAGAUGUAAAGAACAUUUGUUAAAUGCUUUGUUUUUUCCCCAGAGGAAUCCAUUCAUUCCUACAUAUAUUAUCAAAGAUGUGUCAUCAUCAUGUUCAGUACAUCCUCAUUAGGUGAAAUACAUAUCGCUUUUUAGUUGGCCUCUAAAUAUCUAUAUCUCAACUGUUUGGAAAUGUUUGUUUUUUUCAUCAGUAAAAAUCAAGCACAGCAGGUAGCCGACUUAAGUGGAGCACAAAGGUUAAAGGCUAAAAGUCGGAUGUGAAUCGGACUCUGUACUCAUCCUUGAUAUAUGUUGAUUGUAAAACAAGAAAUAUCAGUAACCUUAUGACUUUGCUGUGCUCUGUGUAGGUGGCAUUAGAUUUCCCCUCAAGACACUUGCAGCCAUGCUAAUUUACCACGGUUCCAUCAAUCAUGACCACCCCACUGUCAUUCACCACUGUGUUGUACCAUCACCCUCUUAACCCAUGCUUCUGGAGGAGGGAUGGAGGGAGGAGGGAUGGAGAGAGGAAGGAGGGUACAGGAGAGCAGCUGUCACAGUGCUUUAAUGCAGCAGCUAAGUUAGUUUUCUGUUGAAGCUGUACUCUGUAGUUUUCUGUUUAUUAACUAAAGAUCCUGCUCAUCAACUCCAUCAUCAGUCUGUAAUCUCCUCAUCAUUCCUGGUCUGUCUGAUGCAGACUAUUUUGUUGUACAGUCAGUCUCAGUAACUGACGUAAGCUUUCUAAAAAUGCAAUAAAAUGCUGGUUGUUCA